UCUUUUGCUUGCUGACUUGUGUGCGUGCAGCCACAGAUCUGACUCAGUUGCUACAGCAAAAGGAAGUAAAAACAUCUCUCUCUUAUACGAACAGGGCCAAUGUGUUACUACAGCCAUGGACUGCAUCAUGAAAGAACUAAAUGGAACAGUAAGAGAGGAAUGUGCGGACCCCAAGGAAGACAUCGAUCAGGCCAUUGAUUUCUUCCAGAUAGAAAUCGAAGAACGAACGUCGAAAGGCCAGGUAAGUCUUUGAAACUGCCUAGUUUGAAAACUAAAAUCUAAAAAUGGAGUACUCAAAGUAAAAUGUGCUUAUUUGCCCUGCUUUUUAGAUGAUGACAAACUCCAGUGAAUGUGCAUGUGAAAGCUGGUCUCAAGCUCCUUUCAGCCAGUUUCUGAACAAAGUGGAAGCCCUACUCCAGUCUGAAAAUGCUGCAGCUUUAUGGUAACGAAAAAAGUGGUCAAGAGUGGUCAAGGCCGUGGACACCUCAGUGUCAAAGCUUCAUCAUCAGCUAACCAGGGAAACACCGCAGCAAGCACAUGCUGCAAAAAAAAGGAGGACUGAAUUUCAUCAAGCGCAUGAUGACACGGCCAACAGCUGAUCACAGCACGUACCGGUGUGUAUCAAGUGGGCAAUCAACAGCCUUACACGUUGAAUUUAAGGCUUUGGAAUAUGUACAUUUAGAAUGAUAAGAAUAUUUAUUUGACAUAUUCUGUUUUUAUCUCACUAUCAUAUUACAAUGAAUGUCUACAAUAUUGUGUUUACUGUAAGAAAAUGUUUAGUGUGCUAAGUUCUCGAUUUCAAAGAAUGAGAAUGUAUUUCAUCUAAGCUGCUGUAGGUGUGAUUUUAUAUUGAUGUACUGUAUAUUUAACAUUAUUUAAAUGCUAUUCAUGGUGGCAUAGAACUUAAGCUAUAACUUAAUAAACUAAUAUAAUUUAACCAAA
Xyrichtys novacula (pearly razorfish) is the source of this 942-nucleotide messenger RNA. The record is from the annotation of a GenBank genome assembly. NCBI's taxonomy places the organism in Eukaryota, Metazoa, Chordata, Actinopteri, Labriformes, Labridae.